This is a messenger RNA of Fulvia fulva, 510 nucleotides long. RefSeq lists its product as uncharacterized. Lineage: Eukaryota; Fungi; Ascomycota; Dothideomycetes; Mycosphaerellales; Mycosphaerellaceae. The record is from RefSeq and is a predicted model, not a curated record. Bases 1 to 510 code for a protein of 169 amino acids. The transcript has a single exon.
AUGGCACACCAGCAAGCACUUACCAGCAUCAGCCAGCACAUCUCCAACCUCGAGACCAUCCUGACCGGCGCUGCAGCCUUAGCAUUAGCGAUCCAACCCCAUGCCGCCCCUCCGCACACCACAUCAGCAACUCCCUCGCGCAAAAAACCCCGCGCACCCAGCAUCCUCCAAACAAUGAAAUCCAACCUCGCCGCGCGAAAAGCCCUCGAAGCCUCUCAACGCGCAUCCCUCUCCGCCUUGAUCGAGACCUCCAUCGAACAGACAGAAUCCCUCCUCGAAUGGCCUAAGCCUCCCAAGAACGGCCAGCCGAGCGUUUUCGACACGGCGUUUAGGGCUUUGUUCGAGUUGAAGGAGGAGCAACGGAGGAGGAUCGAGGAGUAUGAGAGGCGCGCCAGGGUGUUGAAGAUGAAGUUGGAGAUUGCGAAGAUUGCGGUGAAGGCGCUGGGGCGGGAGGUAAGGGGGUUGAGGGAGGUGGUGGAGGGGGAUGUGGAUGUGGUGAUGGAGGGGUGA